AUGACUCCUAUACCCUUAAUCGAUCAAAUACGUGCUCUACGGAAAUUAAAAAUGGUUCAAUCAAUUCGAAAAAAAUUUAAAAAAUAUUGGAAUACAAUUAUCAAUCAACAAUAUAAAAGUGGUGUACUUCAUAUUGGUUCUGCUGCUGAUUAUGAGCGAAAAGCAGUUGAAUAUCGACGAACAACAGGUGCCUACCAAGUAUUAACUUCGAAUCCAUUCGAUGAUACCAUAUGUACUGUAACACGUUUACUUAAUCAAUUAAAAUCCUUGAAUCGAAUACGUGAAUGGCAUCGAAAAGGUACACCACUUCGACCUAUUUUAAAUACCAUUCAUGCAGCUACAAAGCAAAUUUCUCAAUUCUUAGAUCGAUUAAUUCGAUCCUUAUUCGAUCGAUUUGUACGUCAAACAACGUUUGUCGAUGGUGCUGAUCUUCUUGAUCAACUUCAAAAAUAUAUUCAGAAAGGUUAUUUUAAAUCAUUGACUCUUUUGAUUACUUUUGAUAUUACGAAUCUUUAUACCAUGUUACAACAAGAAGAAUCCUUAGCUUUACUUGCUGAAUUUAUUCGUGAACAUAAUUGUGUCAGAGUAAAUGGUCUUUCAAUUGAUACGAUUAUCGAAUUAGCUCGUGU
This is a messenger RNA of Rotaria sp. Silwood1, 629 nucleotides long. The record is from the annotation of a GenBank genome assembly. NCBI's taxonomy places the organism in Eukaryota, Metazoa, Rotifera, Eurotatoria, Philodinida, Philodinidae.